AUGUCACUGGAACCCAUUACUCUCCUCACCCUGCCGGAGGUUGUCAAAGAUCACUUGAUGGAAUAUUUGAAUUAUAUUGAUAUUGUCCGUCUUCGCAAAACUUGCCAUGUCUUCCGGAACUAUCUGAUUGCAAAGUUACCCGAUGCUACUAUUCCUACUGUUGAAGUUGUACAAAAGGAGGAAAGCAUGGUGCUUAGAUGCAGAACAAAAUAUCUUAAAGAUCUGCUAAAGAUUGAGUAUAAAAAAGUCAAUGAGGGAUGCUCCAUUGAAGCGAACAUCGAGCAAGGGGACACUCGAAUUGUUAGAGCAAACGGACAAAAUUAUAUGGAUGUAUUCUGUCAAGACUUCACGAUGCUUCUCCAACACCAGAAAUUAAUUUCUGAGGAAUUGGAUUUCAGUGCACUGGCAUAUCCUGAAAAUCGUUCAGAGUUUUGGAACACGAUUCGGAGAGUGAUGGAAAACACUGAGGCGGCUACCGGGAAGAGACUAUUGCUCAAGAACAAAAAGUUGACUCUCCAAAAUGUAUCGGCACCGCAUGUUUUCUCUAUUUUCAAUUAUUUGGAUCCAAACUGCUUGAAAAGGAUCUUCUUGAAUGGAGAGCAUGGAGAUGCAAUUGACGGAAUCGUCGAAUUGCCUCAUUGGGAUAAUUUGAAAACUGUCAUAAUUGGCCGUUUCUUUAUGAGGAAUAUUCCACAGAAUAUAACUCAUUUGCAAAAUUUUUUCGCUUACGUUAAAGAUUUUACCGCUGAGGAUGUAUUACAGAUAAAAAAAAUCAUGCUACGUUCUGGUCAGUUGAAAAAAUGUACCUUUCUUUUCAAUUCAAACCAAGACGAGAGUUUUCAACAAUCACUUGGCCCAAUAUUCGAAGAGGGAAAACAUUGUUCAGAGACUAAGAAAACGUGGAAAUUCGAUUCUCCAAUACCAGGAAAAGUUCUGAAAAUUUCAUUGUUCGGACCAGUAAUUAGUUUUGAAAUGAAAUAA
Messenger RNA from Caenorhabditis remanei, 981 nucleotides. RefSeq lists its product as uncharacterized. NCBI's taxonomy places the organism in Eukaryota, Metazoa, Nematoda, Chromadorea, Rhabditida, Rhabditidae. Gene Ontology annotation, molecular function: protein binding. Bases 1 to 981 code for a protein of 326 amino acids. The transcript is spliced from 3 exons. The record is from RefSeq and is a predicted model, not a curated record.